Molecule: messenger RNA, 989 nt
Organism: Capsaspora owczarzaki ATCC 30864
Lineage: Eukaryota; Filasterea; Ministeriida; Capsasporidae
Product: prohibitin protein Wph
Exons: 2
Coding region: 71-877 (268 amino acids)
Biological process (GO): mitochondrion organization
Cellular component (GO): membrane; mitochondrion
Source: RefSeq, a predicted model, not a curated record
CUCUUCCCUCUCUCCAACAAGUCUCCCCCUUUCCCUCUGUUAAGUCUCAAUCAAGUCGCUUUCAACAGACAUGGCAGCAGCGUUGGUUGACAAGAUCAUGAAGCUCGGCCUCGGCCUUGCGAUUGCUGGCGGCGUUGCUCAAACCGCCCUCUUCAACGUCGAGGGCGGCCACCGCGCUGUCAUCUUGGAUCAGUUCGCGGGUAUCAAGCCCGACGUGUUUGGAGAAGGCACGCACUUCAAGGUGCCGUACGUGCAAAAGCCCAUCUUUUUCGACGUGCGCUCGCAGCCCCGCUCCAUCCCGACCGUGACUGGCUCGAAGGAUCUCCAGAACGUCAACAUUACCCUGCGCAUCUUGUACCGACCGCGCAUCGACCAGCUGCCCCACAUUGUCAAGACGCUUGGCCCCACCUACGACGAGGUUGUGCUGCCCUCGAUUGCCAACGAGGUCCUCAAGUCGGUUGUCGCGCAGUUUGACGCUGGCGAGCUCAUCACACAACGCGAGACUGUCUCGGCCCGCGUGCGCGAGCACCUCACAUCGCGUGCCGGCGAGUUUAACAUUCUCCUUGACGACAUUUCCAUCACCCACCUUGCCUUCGGCAAGGAAUUCACCGCAGCCGUCGAAAUGAAGCAGGUCGCCCAGCAGGACGCCGAGCGUGCCCGCUUUGUUGUCGAGCUUGCAGAGCAGAACAAGCUUGCCUCCAUCAUCCGCGCCGAGGGUGACUCCAAGGCUGCCGAGCUGGGUUGCCACCCGCUUUGCAAGAGUCCGGCCCCGGUCUCGUCGAGCUGCGCAAGAUUGACGCUGCCAAGGAAAUUAGCGCCACCCUCGCGCGCUCGCGUAACGUGGUAUACCUUCCCAGCGGCAACGGCACUCUCAUGAACAUUCCAGUUGAGCGAUCAACUUAAACAGAAUUGGGCAAAAGCCAAAAAAAUGUAUUGCUCUGCUUCAUCCUUUUGCUUAAAAUACAGUUUUUACAAAUUGAAUAUAUAGG